This is a messenger RNA of Euleptes europaea (tarantolino), 2873 nucleotides long. It is a transcript of the gene VPS39, whose product is annotated as VPS39 subunit of HOPS complex. The record is from RefSeq and is a predicted model, not a curated record. Bases 32 to 2686 code for a protein of 884 amino acids. The transcript is spliced from 26 exons. Lineage: Eukaryota; Metazoa; Chordata; Lepidosauria; Squamata; Sphaerodactylidae. Gene Ontology annotation, molecular function: protein binding. Gene Ontology annotation, cellular component: membrane; cytoplasm. Gene Ontology annotation, biological process: vesicle-mediated transport; autophagy; intracellular protein transport.
GGGGCUGUCUUGGGUUUGAUCCACCGCUAUCAUGCACGACGCCUUCGAGCCGGUGCAGAUUCUGGAAAAGCUGCCGCUGCAGAUCGACUGUCUGGCUGCGUGGGAGGAAUGGCUUCUAGUUGGGACAAAACAAGGACACCUCCUCCUUUACACAAUUCGAAAAGAAAUGGGAGAGGUUACGACAUCAGACAGUGGCUGUUGCAACAGGUUUGAAGUGAAAUUGGAGAAAUCACAUAAGAACUUCUCAAAGAAGAUUCAACAGAUUCAUGUUGUGCCCCAGUUCAAAAUUUUGGUUAGUUUGUUAGAAAACAGCAUUUAUGUUCAUGAUCUGUUGACAUUUCAACAGAUCACAGUAGUUUCCAAGGCUAAGGGAGCAACUCUCUUCACCUGUGACCUGCAGUACUCUGAUACGGGAGAAGAAGUCCUGAGGAUGUGCGUAGCGGUGAAAAAGAAGCUACAGCUCUAUUAUUGGAAAGACAGAGAAUUCUAUGAACUGCAGGGCGACUUAAGUGUGCCAGAUGUACCCAAGUCAAUGGCAUGGUGUAAAAAUUCUAUCUGUGUGGGUUUCAAGAGGGACUACUAUAUAAUAAGGGUGGAUGGAAAAGGAUCCAUCAAAGAACUCUUCCCCACAGGAAAGCAGCUUGAGCCACUAGUAGCCCCUUUGGCUGGUGGCAAAGUUGCUGUAGGCCAAGAUGAUCUAACUGUUGUGCUAAAUGAAGAAGGGAUGUGUACACAGAAAUGUGCCUUGAACUGGACUGAUAUCCCAAUAGCCAUGGAGCAUCAACCUCCAUAUAUUGUGGCAGUACUGCCAAGGUAUGUAGAGAUUCGUACUUAUGAGCCCCGUCUCCUGGUACAGAGUAUAGAGCUGCAGAGGCCACGGUUCAUUACUUCAGGAGGUACAAAUAUUGUGUAUGUGGCCAGCAAUCAUUUUGUUUGGCGACUUAUUCCAGUUUCCAUUGCAACUCAAAUUCAGCAGCUUCUCCAAGAUAAGCAGUUUGAAUUGGCUCUGCAGUUGGCAGAUAUGAAAGAUGACUCCGAUAAUGAAAAGCAACAGCAGAUCCAUCAUAUUAAGAAUCUCUAUGCCUUCAAUCUCUUUUGCCAAAAACGCUUUGAUGAAUCUAUGCAGGUCUUUGCUAAGCUUGGGACAGAUCCUACACACGUGAUGGGACUGUAUCCUGAACUAUUGCCUAGUGAUUACAAGAAACAGCUCCAAUAUCCCAAUCCUGUGCCCAUUCUCUCUCCAGCAGAACUGGAGAAAGCACAUUUGGCACUUAUAGAUUACUUAACUCAGAAAAGAAGUCAGUUGGUGAAGAAACUGAAUGACUCAGACCAUCAGUCCAGCACUUCACCCCUCAUGGAUGGCAUCCCCACCAUCAAAUCCAAGAAGAAGCUGCUGCAGAUCAUUGACACAACCCUGUUGAAAUGCUAUCUCCAUACCAACGUAGCCCUAGUGGCACCACUGUUGCGCCUGGAGAACAAUCACUGCCACAUAGAGGAAAGUGAGCUUGUGCUCAAGAAAGCCCACAAAUACAGUGAGCUGAUCAUACUGUAUGAGAAGAAAGGUCUGCAUGACAAAGCUUUGCAGGUGCUAGUGGAUCAGUCAAAGAAAGCCAACUCACCUUUGAAGGGCCACGAGAGGACAGUGCAGUACUUGCAACAUUUGGGCGCGGAGAACUUGAACUUAAUAUUUGCCUAUUCUGUUUGGGUGCUUAGAGACUUCCCUGAAGAUGGACUGAAAAUAUUUACAGAAGAUCUUCCUGAGGUGGAAGCCCUCCCACGUGAAAAGGUUCUUAAUUUCCUGCGAGAGAACUUUAAAAGCUUGGCUAUUCCUUAUUUGGAACAUAUAAUCGAUAUCUGGGAAGAGGCUGGUUCAGAAUUCCACAACUGCCUAAUUCAGCUUUACUGUGAGAAAGUGCAAGACUUAAUGAAAGAGUAUCUCACCUCUUUUCCUCCAGAUAAAACACCAGUGCCGGCUGGAGAAGAGGAAGGAGAACUAGGAGAGUAUCGGUGCAAGCUUCUUUUCUUUCUUGAGACUUCCAGUUGCUAUGAUGCCGAGUAUCUCAUCAGCGACUUUCCCUUUGAUGGCCUUCUAGAAGAACGUGCCCUGCUGCUAGGAAGGAUGGGAAAUCAUGAACAGGCACUCUUCAUAUAUGUGCACAUCCUGAAGGAUACCAAAAUGGCUGAAAAUUACUGUCACAAACACUAUGAUAGAAGCAAAGAUGGCAGCAAAGAUGUGUACUUGUCUCUGCUCCGUAUGUACCUUUCACCGCCUAGUGUCCACUGCUUAGGACCAAUCAAAAUGGAACUUUUGGAGCCUCAAGCUAAUCUCCAGGCUGCACUGCAGGUUUUGGAGCUUCAUCACAGCAAGUUGGACACUACCAAAGCAAUAAAUCUCCUCCCAGCCAACACUCAAAUUAGUGAGAUCCGAAUCUUCCUGGAAAAGGUCCUUGAAGAAAAUGCACAGAAGAAGCGAUUCAGUCAAGUUCUUAAGAACCUUCUCCACGCUGAAUUCUUGAGAAUACAGGAGGAACGGAUUGUACACCAGCAAGUAAAAUGUAUAAUCACAGAGGAAAAGGUUUGCAGUGUAUGUAAAAAAAAGAUUGGAAAUAGUGCCUUUGCCCACUAUCCCACUGGAGUAGUUGUGCAUUAUUUCUGUUCCAAAGAAGUGGGUACAGCAGACACCUGAAAGGAUUGGCCUACAUAACAUGAACUAUGAUGCUUAUGUGGAAGGAGAGAGAGGAGGUGAUUUAACAAGCAAAGGCUUCUCUAAUCUUCUGAGCCCUGAUGCUUUCAAACAACUGGAGUCCAAAGUCGCUUCAUCAGAUGACUCUACUUGUACUUUGCCAAUAUUGGCUUAGUACGAAAAUAGACCU